UUUCGACUUCAAAUGAUUUGGAUUUUAGCUAAAACACGGUACCUUGAGUUAAGUAAGUUUACAUGGAAUAUUGUGCUGACCGCGAAAAUGGCAGGAAGAGUCACCAGAGUGUUAAAUGUUGCGGAAAAAAAUGACGCUGCAAAGUCUCUAGCAGAUGUCAUGUCCAGGGGACAUUAUAACAGGAGAGAAGGGUUCUCCGUAUAUAAUAAGAUAUAUGAAUGGGAUUUUAAUAUCCUGAAUAGAAAUUGUAAAAUGACAAUGACUUCAGUAUCUGGACAUUUAUCAAAUUAUGAGUUCAUAGGAGUUUAUCAAAAGUGGCUUGGUUGUGAUCCUGCAAUGUUAUUUGAUGCUCCAGUAGAAAAACUAUGCAAAGAUUUUCAAGACAUAAAAAGAACAUUAGAACGUGAGGCCAGACAAUGCAAGAUAUUGAUUAUAUGGACAGAUGGUGACAGAGAAGGUGAAAAUAUUGGAUAUGAAAUAAUCGAUAUAUGUACCAAUGUUAAUGCAAGAUUGGAUGUAUAUAGAGCCAGAUUUUCAGAAAUAACACCAAGGUCUAUCACUAGAACAUGUGAUAAUCUUAUAAGACCUGAUAAAAGAACAUCAGAUGCUGUUGAUGUAAGGCAAGAAUUGGAUCUUCGAAUUGGUGCUGCAUUCACAAGAUUUCAAACACUACGACUGAAGAAAGUAUUCCCCCAAGUAUUAGCAGAUAGUCUUAUUAGCUUUGGUUCAUGCCAGUUCCCUACAUUAGGAUUUGUUGUUGAAAGAUACAAACAAGUGAAAAGUUUCAUUCCUGAAACAUUCUACAGAAUAAAAGUAACACAUGCUACAGAUGAUGGCAAUGUUGAUUUUCAUUGGAAAAGACAUAGAUUAUUUGACCACACAGCAUGUCUUGUCUUCUACCAACUUUGUAUGGAGAAUCCAUUAGCUAAAGUUAUUAAUGUACAGAGUCGUAAUAAAAGUAAAUGGAGACCUACACCUAUGGAUACUGUGGAAAUGGAGAAACUUGCAUCAAGGAAACUCAAGAUUACAGCCAAAGAAACUAUGAAAAUUGCAGAGAAAUUAUACACUAAGGGAUUUAUUAGUUACCCUCGUACAGAGACAAAUAUAUUUCCCAAAGAGCUUGAUUUAAGGCCGCUUGUUGAAAACCAAGUUCAAGAUCCUAACUGGGGUGCCUUUGCAGCGGGUGUUUUACAACAUGGUCCAAAUCCACGUCAAGGCAAGAAAACAGACAAUGCUCAUCCUCCAAUACAUCCUACUAAAUAUGGAAAUAAUUUUGAUGGAAAUGAAAAGCGUGUUUAUGAACUAAUUGUCAGGCACUUCUUAGCCUGCUUAUCUCAGGAUGCACAAGGGCAUGAAACUACAGUAGAGAUUGAUAUAGCAGCUGAGAUAUUCACCGCCCAAGGUCUGAUGAUAAUUGCCAGGAAUUAUCUAGAUGUGUAUCCAUAUGAUAAAUGGAAUGCUAAAAUCAUACCCAGGUUUCAACAAGGAGAGGAAUUCCAACCAACAGCUAUAGAGAUGGUUGAUGGUGAGACUACUGCACCUCCUCUGUUAACUGAAGCUGAUUUGAUAUCAUUAAUGGAAAAACAUGGAAUAGGUACUGAUGCCACCCAUGCAGACCAUAUAGAUACUGUCAAAUCUAGAAAUUAUGUUGGAUUAACAGACGAGGGCAGAUUUGUACCUGGUGAAUUAGGGAUUGGAUUAGUUGAUGGAUAUAACAACAUGGGAUAUGAAUUAUCUAAACCUAAUCUGAGGGCUGAAUUAGAAGCUGAUCUUGUUGCAAUAUGUGAAGGCAGGAAAGAUAGAGAUGAUGUGUUGAGAAUACAGGUAGAGAAAUACAAGCAAGUGUUUAUAGAAGCUGUAGAGAAGGCCAGUAAACUUGAUGAAGCUCUCUCAGAAUAUUUUGGAGAAGCCCAACAUUACACAACAACUGAGAUAACCCAUAACUUCAUGUCAAACCCUGUACGUAAAUGUCCACGCUGUAAUAAUCCAAUGGUGAUUAAAACUAAAAAAGAUGGUGGUUAUAUGAUGAGUUGUACUGGCUAUCCUAACUGUAAAGCUGCUGUGUGGUUCCCAGCAUGUGUUGAGAAAGCUACGUUGGACAAUUCCACUUGUACCCAGUGUUGUCCGGGUCCUAUACAGAAAAUUAAAUUUAAAUUCAAGCGAGGAAGUGUUCCACCAGGCUUUCCUUUGGAAUACGUCGGUUGUAUUGGUGGUUGUGACCGUACUUUAACAGAAGAACUGGAUUUUAAUCUUUCAUAUCUCAGAACAGAUCACCAAACUGGACAAUCUUCACGAUCCAAUUCAUCUAGCAGAAACCGACCAUCUACAAGACCAAAUCCUGCUCCUCAUGAUUCUGGUUAUAACAGUGGCUCUACAUCCAGUAAUACCUCAUUGAGAACAUCGGGAUUGAUGGAUGCUUUAAGGCGAGAAAGAGGAGGAAGAGGAGGUGCCUCAAGAGGAGGAAGAGGAAGAGGAAAUAAAGGACCUAGAGAUGGUGGCAGUGGUAGUGAUCUAAAUAGACAACCACUGGUUUCUGUCAAUUCCAGAUUUACAGGGAAUGCUAACUCCUCUGAUGGUAAUGCCAUAGUAUGUAAUUGUGGUAAUGAUGCAAUUAUAUUAACUGUAAGGAAAGAAGGUCCUAACUGUGGUCGUCAAUUCUAUAAAUGUGAUGGUGGUGGUUGUAAUUUUUUUCUGUGGGCAGAACCGACAGCUGAUGGCAAUCAACCAAGCCAUGGUAUUAGUAAUAACAACAGUAAUAGAGCUAGUACCAGUGCACGAGGUGGUCCCAAUGUAUGGGGGGAUGUUGUGUGUAGAUGUAAUGAAUCUGCUAUCAAGUAA
Molecule: messenger RNA, 2838 nt
Organism: Saccoglossus kowalevskii
Lineage: Eukaryota; Metazoa; Hemichordata; Enteropneusta; Harrimaniidae
Product: DNA topoisomerase 3-alpha-like
Biological process (GO): DNA repair; DNA topological change; DNA recombination
Cellular component (GO): chromosome; RecQ family helicase-topoisomerase III complex; nucleus
Molecular function (GO): zinc ion binding; DNA topoisomerase type I (single strand cut, ATP-independent) activity; DNA binding
Source: RefSeq, a predicted model, not a curated record